AUGCUUCGCUCAAUUAAACGCCUAAGUCCUGUUUCAGUCAAUAUAGCAAGAGCAUACUCGUCUGCUGACCCGAGACAGAAGUUUCUUCAAGAGUAUAAGGUUCGAUCGUCGUUGGAAAGACUCAUACAUCACUAUGCCAGUGAACCCUUGACGAAACUCUCCAUUCUGACGAUCUUGGAGCAAUCUGAAAAACUCAAUUCCACAUAUAUCCUUCAAAGUGCCAGAGAGACAAUUGAAAUGUUGCUAGCUUACAAUGCUCGUCGCUUGCGUCAUUUCAGAGACCUUCCGUACUUGGUGAUGCUCAAUCCAUCCAUCUCAGAGUCAUACAACACAUACUUAAAGACAAUGUCUGUGUUGCUUACAGCAUCUCUUCAUCCUCCAUGUACGAUGGAAGAAACGCAAAAACUCAGAUCUGAUGUUCUACAAAGUUUUAUGGAUGUACAUGCAGAUGCCUUGCCUACCUUGUCCAAGGGCUUCAGUGAAGUGUUGCAUUUGCUUUCUGUGGAUAAAGUAAAGACCUUUCUUGAUGAACAUUUGAGGGAAAGAGUCAGCAUGCGUCUUAUCGCUCAUCAGCAAAUAUCUCUUACGGAUUCGUUUGCCAAUGGCACUUACGAAGAAGGAAGCCCAUACAAUGGUAUUGUCAAGCCCCUCAAUAUCAGGGAAGUGAUCAAGAGAAAUGCAGAGCUCGUCAACGAUAUCUGUCUCAUGAAAUACGAUCAAAGCGUGAAGGUCAAAAUCGACACUAACCUUCAUCCUCCAAACUUCUGGACUCUGAAGGAUGAACCUGAUAUCUCGAAGAACUCUGAAGAGCCUAUCAUAUUCCCUUACAUUGAAUACCAUUUAGACUAUAUCUUGAUGGAGCUCUUCAAGAACUCGUUUAGAGCUCACAUUGAGAACCAUGUUUCUGAUCCCGUCCAGGUGACGGUUUCCACCAGCGACUCACCUUCGUACAUGGAGAUGAGAAUCAGAGACAAAGGUAAGGGAAUUGUACCUCAAGCCUUGAACCAUGUGUUUGACUAUUCGUUUUCAACGUACGAGUCUGGCGAGGGAGACAGUUACAAGACGCUUAAUGUUCCACCAGGCGAGGCUGGAAACACCGUUGCAGGUAUGGGGUACGGCUUGCCUCUUCUGAAGAACUACAUUGAAAUAUUCAACGAUACGCUUGAUGGCGGCGCCCAGGAGCCAGAGAAAGGCCUGCUUAGCGUCCAAUCAUACUACGGCUGGGGUACCGACGUCUACCUCAAGACCGUUGGAUCGUAA
Messenger RNA from Candidozyma haemuli, 1260 nucleotides. Its product is annotated as alpha-ketoacid dehydrogenase kinase family protein. Gene Ontology annotation, cellular component: mitochondrion. The coding region runs from base 1 to 1260 and encodes 419 amino acids. The record is from RefSeq and is a predicted model, not a curated record. Gene Ontology annotation, molecular function: pyruvate dehydrogenase (acetyl-transferring) kinase activity. Gene Ontology annotation, biological process: regulation of glucose metabolic process; protein phosphorylation. NCBI's taxonomy places the organism in Eukaryota, Fungi, Ascomycota, Pichiomycetes, Serinales, Metschnikowiaceae. The transcript has a single exon.